Messenger RNA from Stegostoma tigrinum, 1509 nucleotides. RefSeq lists its product as uncharacterized. NCBI's taxonomy places the organism in Eukaryota, Metazoa, Chordata, Chondrichthyes, Orectolobiformes, Stegostomatidae. The record is from RefSeq and is a predicted model, not a curated record. The transcript is spliced from 7 exons. The coding region runs from base 22 to 1509 and encodes 495 amino acids.
AGAUGUGCCUAUUGGACCAUAAUGGCCAAACGAUUGAUAGACUCUGAGAGCAGCGUGUCUGUUUCUGUCCUUGUUCUGGACAAACCACGGAAACCGAGCAUCUCCCUGAAACAGUCUUACGGCGUCUUCGUCAGGGGCGAAAUGGUUAACAUUACCUGCAGCGUAGAUUUCCAGUCAUCGCGGUACAGUUUCUAUCUGCACACCAGCGAGCAGAGGAGGCUCAUUUUCUUUGCUGAGCAUAGGUCCAGUUUCAUCACUUUCCAAGUACAGGCGGCUGAGUCAGACUAUUAUAUGUGUGAGUGCGGCGUAAAUGUCUCGGGGCAACGAAAGUAUUCAGAGCUCAGCGAGAAGCUGCAUGUGGCCGUGAUCGAACGUCCAAAAAUGCCAGAAAUCGAGCUAAACGAGUCCGCAAGGAUCUUUCUGACAGGCGAAUCCGUCGGCAUCGUAUGUCGAGUGGGCGCUCCGUCCACAGUCCGUGGGUUUUAUCUGUAUAAAGGCGACAGUGACCGUUCUCUUCAACAGAUCCGUGAACCUAACGGGUCCAGUUCUGUCAGUUUCCAGGUUGUAGUCAACGAGACAGGAGAGUACAGAUGUGCCUAUUGGACCAUAAUGGCCAAACGAUUGAUAGACUCUGAGAGCAGCGUGUCUGUUUCUGUCCUUGUUCUGGAUCGUCGUCUAGAACCAGAGAUUUCCCUGAGCCUGAAUUUUACAACAGUCGUUAAAGGGGAAUUGUUGCUGUUGACUUGCACGGCCCCGGUUCAAGACUCAGUCGAGAUGUUUUAUCUGUACCAACGUGAGAACUUACUGGACGUGGCGCCCCCUUUAAUCAUGAAGGGGAGUCAGACUGUAGUGUUUAACAUCACGGAGACAGUGAACCCUGGAGUGCAACAAUACGACUGUAUGUACACCACGCUCAUUGCAGAGCGAUUGAUCAGUUCACAGCGAAGCAAUCCAGUGAUAUUGACGAUAAAAGACCACGUGCGAAAACCAACCUGUCUGUUGGAGUUUCAUGAUUACCUCCUUGCAGAGACUCAAAAUGCCACUAUGAAUUGUACAGCGCCGAUUCCCUAUCCAUCCAUGACAUUUCUUUUCUACGGGAUUUCUCAAACUCCCAUUCAUUCCACUCAAGUGACGGAUGGCCAGAGUUCUGCUGCUUUUGAUUUCUUGGUUCCUCGAUUUCGAAACAAGAGCGUUCACUACUCAUGUAGCUAUCAAGUAGACAUUGGUGAGAGAUGGAUAGAAUCGGACAAAUGCAUCCCGCUCCGUUCAGAUGGAAUCUUUCUGAAGCUUCUGAUUAUUCUAGGCUCUGGCCUGCUGCUACUUCUGCUCAUCAUCAUUUUGAUCUGCACGAUAGUAAUCGUUAAAACAGGUAUCUGCACUUUCAAUAACACCAUGAUUUAUAAAAUCGUGAGGAGCGUCAAAAAGGUGAAAAGCCAAGGUCUUUACCCCAGGGUUAAACCACCUCUGAGACAGAAGGACUGUGCCCCUCAGGAAGUUUUCGUUUUGUAA